AUGUCGACAAGGGCCAUAAAGAAGAGCGCCUUCUCGUGCGAACCGUGCCGUAGGCGCAAGGUUAAAUGUGGCGGAGAGCAGCCGACAUGCAAUAGAUGCGCCGCACGCGCGGAUGAGUGUGUGUAUAAACUUAACCCGACGUUGUCGUACACGUCGCGCCUGGAGCAGCGUAUCAAGGAUCUAGAGGCGCAGCUCGCCGCCGCCAGGUCGCAUGCUCCUGGGCCCGCGCAGCCGUCCAGGACGUCUUCGCCUAGCCUGGGCCCGUCGGCGGGUCAGUCGCCCAUGACUGACCCCCAUCAUGUCGAGUCACAGGAUGAGGAGUCCGUGAGUGAGAGUUUCAAGGGGUUGAAGGUGGAUGACAAGGGCGCCAUCACAUAUCACGGCUCUACGAGUUUCUUUCAGUUACCUGGUGAUCGGCAGCUCGGGUCCAGAGACCAGACGUCGACGUCGGAGCAAGCUAUUCAGAGACGCGAGAGGCUAGUUGCCAACGCCUGGCAGCAGAGGGCUCUCGAGAACAUGUCCGAGAUCCCGGAACCGUUUCAGUAUCUGUUAAACGUCCAUUGGUGCUGGAUCCAGCCGCUCUUUAACUUCAUCUACAGGCCUGCCUUCACCCGUGAUAUGCAAACGAUGGGCCCUUAUUACUCCCAUACCUUGAUGAACGCAGUAUUAUCACACUCUAUCAGAUGGGGCAGGAGUGACCCUGCCACGAAAGAGAAGCUCGACGAGUUCUACGGCGGUGGCGCUCUCUUUGGCAAGCACGCUCGCAGCAUGGUCUUCGAGGAGCUCAGCCAGGGCAUCUGCUCGAUCCCUACCGUCCAGACCUUGUUGCUUCUCAGCGCGCAAGAGUGCAGUGUUGGAAACAGCGCCCAGGCAUGGACGUACAGCGGCCUUGCGUUUCGCAUCAUCGACCAUCUGGGCAUCUGCGUCGACGGACAGAGAUAUCCCGGUUCAGUACAGCUGACAGACGAAGACGUCGAAAUCCGCCAUCGUCUGUUCUGGAGCUGUUACUUCUGGGACAAGAUGAUCAGUCUGUACUUGGGCCGGUCGCCGUCGUUGCAGCAAACAUCCGUUUCCCCACCGCAAAUCAUGUGUAGGUCAACAGCGCUGCCGGCUGGACGACUGACAUGGCUAACACAUUAUGACAGUUGA
Colletotrichum truncatum is the source of this 1149-nucleotide messenger RNA. The record is from RefSeq and is a predicted model, not a curated record. Lineage: Eukaryota; Fungi; Ascomycota; Sordariomycetes; Glomerellales; Glomerellaceae.